Molecule: messenger RNA, 824 nt
Organism: Culicoides brevitarsis
Lineage: Eukaryota; Metazoa; Arthropoda; Insecta; Diptera; Ceratopogonidae
Gene: zuc
Product: mitochondrial cardiolipin hydrolase
Exons: 1
Coding region: 31-789 (252 amino acids)
Biological process (GO): piRNA processing
Cellular component (GO): mitochondrion
Molecular function (GO): RNA endonuclease activity producing 5'-phosphomonoesters, hydrolytic mechanism
Source: RefSeq, a predicted model, not a curated record
AUAAACAAAAAUUGCCGGCAAUCGCUCGAAAUGAAAAUGAAUUUACACGUGAAAUGUGUUGCUGUUGGCUCUUUUGGCACCCUGGCAGUCGGAACGCUCGCCUAUUUCACGCACAAAUACCUAAAAAGUCGCAAAUCCGAGGACAUCAUGGAAGUUUAUUUCACGCACGACACUUGCGAGGAACAACACACGAAAAACGUGAAAUAUUUGUCGAUUUCCGAGCUGGAUUUUUUUCCGCGGCAACUGACACGAAUCGUCAAUUACAUCAAUUCCGCCACGAAAACCAUCGACGCCGCCGUUUAUUUGUUCAACGUGAAGCAGUUGGGCGAAGCGAUGAUUCAGGCUUACGAACGCGGAGUGGCGGUUCGCAUUGUCGGCUGUAGUUCGAUGCAGGGAGCGACUGGCACGCAAUUCGGCGAUUUACAUCGACAUGGCAUCCCGGUGUUGUUCAAGAGCACCACGAUGUGCAUGCAUCACAAAUUUUGCCUGGUGGACACGCGCGACCAAACGGAAAAGGAGAAACGAGACUCGCAACGACGAAAAAGUCGCAUAAAUCGCAGCAAGAGCAAAGAAGACCAAAGUGAAAAACUUCCAACGGUUCACAUUCCGCAGAACGGCGUUUGUAUCACGGGUUCGUGCAAUUGGACGAUGCAAGGAUUCUCCUCGAACUGGGAAAAUCUCAUCAUUACGAAUAACCAAAAAAUUCUCAGUGGGUUCCGCAAGGAGUUUGAUCGCAUUUGGAGUGAUUUUAUUGCCGCGCAACAAGUUACCAACACAGAUUCGCGUUAAAAAAUGUACAAAAAAUUAAGUUAAUCAAAGAAAGU